AAUUUGGCUGGGCUGUCCAUAGAUGCUCAAACCGAUUUUGUUGGAUUCUUUUGUUGGCAGUGAUAUUGGUUUCCAGAAUGUUCAAAGUCCUCUUGAAGCCGAAACAAGGGCCGUUCUGUUAGCUACAGAGGCAGUCUUAUAAGUCCGGAUACACCUAUUAACUAGACCAAUUCCCCCUCAUACAUACAUUAUCAAUAUUCCCAAAUUUUCGAACCCUAAGAUUUAUUACUGCUGCUUAAAAUUCUUCCCUCAGAUUGAUUAAUGGGGAAUUUGAACGAUCUCCCAGCAGAUAUUUUAGUCGACAUCUUAACUCGUCUACCUACAGAAUCCAUUCUACCCUGCAAAUUAGUUUGUAAAUCAAUGAAAUUUUUUAUUUCUCAUCACCCAUCCUUCUCUCAAAUGCAUUUAAGCCGUCUCCGAUACACCGAUGAAAGUUUUCUUAUCAGAGGUGAGAAUCAACAGCUUCACUACUUUGAGUAUAUUGACGAAAAUAAUGAGAAACCUAUUGAUUGUAUUAAAAGGGUCAAUUUAACUCCUCCAUUACAUCUUCAUAUAUGCUUCUAGGUUCAUUUAAUGGUUUGGUCUGUCUUUAUGGAUUGGAGGAUUAUACUGCUUGUCUGUGUAACCCUGUCACAAAAGAAUAUGUUAUGCUUCCAACAAUCAAGAGAGAUUUUGAUGAUGAUGAGUAUAUUCAUUAUUUGACCGGAUUUGGUUUCCUUACUACAACUCAUGAGUAUAAGGUUGUUGAAAUGUACAAGUUAAAGACAGACCUUGAUGUUCUUUUGGUUGGGGCGUAUACUGUUGGCAGUGGUAAUGGGUGGAUAAGUGUUGGGAGGUUGGAUACUAAAUUUAUCAAAGUAAAUGAAGGAGUUGGUGUCUAUGUGAAUGAAACCCUGCAUUGGAUGGAUAAACAUAGAGGAACGAUUUUGGUCUUUGAUUUGAUUAAGGAGAAGUUUAGUGAGUAUCUUUCACCACCUCCUUUGAGUCCAUACAGUACGCAGUAUGAUUGUACGCUAGGGGAUUUGGGUGUGGUUUUAUAUUAUGCUGUAGAAAGUAACUUUGACAUCGAAGAAGGCCCAUGUUUUGAUGUAUGGCUACUGAAUGAGAAGAACGAUAUUCGUGACAUGAAAGAGCAGGCGAGACAAGAACCAUUGUGUUGGAGUAAAGAAUUUCGGCUUCCGCAAAGAAGACCAUUAGCUUUUACCAAGAGUGGUGGUCUCUUAUGUUUCACUUGUGCCUCUCUCGGCGUUUAUAAUGCAUUAACUGGAAGCUCGAAAAAGCUUGUGGAUUUUCGUCUAAUCAAUCAAAUAUUUCCUCACAAGAACACCUUAGUUUCGUUGAAAGAAUUAGGAGAAGAAGAUACAAAAAUCAUGGGGUCAGCUGAAGUUGAGGACACAUAAAGCUGUCCUUUGCCGACGAAGGAGUUAGCAAGUUGAGAUCCCUGGAUACACGUAAUAACUGGGGAGAUGGAGUUCCACAGAUCUCUAGCAAACUUGCAGUGAAAGAGCAUGUAUUCAACAGUCUCAUCUGCUACAAGUGAUACUAUGGAGAUUGACAUGCCUAGCUAUUCUUUGACAGGAAGAAUAUCAUGGAACAGUUCCAUAUUAAGGAACCUUAGUGUGCCGAAGUUGAAGCCAAAAUUUAGAAUCUUGUUCCAGAUGAACAUAGUUGUUGUUGUUAAAUUUUCAGAUAGCUUCUUAAUUGGAAUCCACCGAGAACUUUCCAGAGUGACUGAGAGACCACAUAAUUUUAUCUUCAUGGUUGAUCGCAGGCCUGCUAUUCAGAAUUUUAUCAAUUCCAAUCUGUGUUUUUGAGAAUUUUUAAAUCUUCCCUUUAAUUUUAGAUUUAGU
Molecule: messenger RNA, 1850 nt
Organism: Papaver somniferum (opium poppy)
Lineage: Eukaryota; Viridiplantae; Streptophyta; Magnoliopsida; Ranunculales; Papaveraceae
Exons: 2
Coding region: 555-1400 (281 amino acids)
Source: RefSeq, a predicted model, not a curated record